UGUGGAGCUGGAGGUCUAGUGUGGAGGCUGGGUCUAGUGUGGAGCUGGAGGCUGGGUCUAUGUGAGGCUGGGUCUAGUGUGGAGGCUGGGUCUAGUGUGGAGGCUGGGUCUAGUGUGGAGGCUGGGAGGCUGGGUCUAGUGUGGAGGCUGGGUGUCUAGUGUGGAGGCUGGAGGGUCUAUGUGAGUGGGUCUAGUGUGAGGCUGGGUCUAGUGUGGAGGCUGGGAGGCUGGGUCUAGUGUGGAGGCUGGGUCUUGGUGGGUCUAGUGUGGAGCGGGCAUUGGAGGUGGGAGGCUGGGUCUAGUGUGGAGGCUGGGUCUUGAGGUGUGGAGCUGGGCUAGGGGAGCUGCGGUCUAGUGUGGAGGCUUUUGGAGCUGGGUCUAGUGUGGAGGCUGGGUCUAGGUGAGGCUGGGUCUAGUGGUGGAGGCUGGGUCUAGUGUGGAGGCUGGGUCUAGUGUGGAGGCUGGGUCUAGUGUGGAGGCUGGGUCUAGUGUGGAGGCUGGGUCUAGUGUGGAGGCUGGGUCUAGUGUGGAGGCUGGGGUCUAGUGUGGAGGCUGGGUCUAGUGUGGAGGUCUGGAUGGAGGUGGGUCUAGUGUGGAGGCUGGGUCUAGCUGGGGCUGGCGUUAGUGGGAGGCUGGAGGUGUCUAUGGUGGAGGUGGGUCUUGUGGAGGCUGGGUCUAGGUGGUGGAGGCUGGAGGCGCAUGUGGAGCUGGGUCUAGUGUGGAGGCUGGGUCUAGUGUGGAGGCUGGGUCUAGGUGAGGCUGGGUCUAGUGUGGAGGGGGUCUGGUUAGUGGGAGGCUGGGUCUAGUGGGAGGUGGGAGGCUGGGGGUCUAGUGUGGAGUGGAGCUGGGUCUAGUGUGGAGGCUGGGUCUAGUUGGAGGUGGGCUGGGCUAGGUGGAGGCUGGGAUGGAGGCUGGGUCUGUGUGGAGGCUGGGUCUAGUGUUGGAGGCUGGUCUAGGUGGAGGCUGGGUUAGUUGCUAGUGGUGUCAGCUGGUGGUCUAGGCUGGAGGCGGUCUAGUGUGGAGGCUGGGUCUAGUGUGGAGGCUGGGAGGCUGGGUCUAGUGUGGAGGCUGGGUCUAGUGUGGAGGCUGGGUCUAGCGUGGAGGCUGGGUCUAGUGUGGAGGCUGGGUCUAGUGUGGAGGCUGGGUCUAGUGUGGAGGCUGGGUCUAGUGUGGAGGCUGGGAGGCUGGGUCUAGUGGAGGCUGGGUCUAGUGUGGAGCGUCUA
Molecule: messenger RNA, 1223 nt
Organism: Coregonus sp. 'balchen'
Lineage: Eukaryota; Metazoa; Chordata; Actinopteri; Salmoniformes; Salmonidae
Source: the annotation of a GenBank genome assembly